AUGGAAAAGGAACUUGCAGCUUUGGAGCAGAAUGGCACAUGGGAAUUAACUUCUUUGCCUGCUCACAAAAAGGCCAUUGACUCCAAAUGGAUAUACAAGGUCAAAUACAAAAUCGAUGGCACGGUUGAUCGCUAUAAAGCUCGGCUUGUAGCAAAGGGUUAUAAUCAGCUUCCAGGCCUGGAUUACACAGCAAGUUUCUCUCCUGUUGCGAAAACAGUAACUUUUCGUAUUUUCUUGGCACUUGCAGCUGCUAAGAACUGGGUUAUUCACGAGUUGGACAUUAAUAAUGCAUACUUACAUGGUUUCAUAGAUGAAGAACUUUAUAUGAAGCCACUGGAAGGAUAUUUGAAAGCUCAAACAGGUGUUGAUGAAUCCUCUAUUCUUACUGUAAAACAAUUUCUCCAUGAUUCUUUUACCAUCAAAGACCUUGGCUAUGCCAAGUAUUUCCUCGGUGUGGAAAUUGCACGAUCUACAUCUGGUUUGUUUUUUAAUCAACGCAAGUACAUAUUAGACAUAAUCACCGAUGCUGGAUUAUUGAAUUGUAAGCCUAAAGAGUUUCCAAUGAGUAAAAAUUUGAAGCUUGAUGAUGAAACAAGUGAAUUACUUUCUGAUCCUGAAAUAUACCGCAGAUUUGUGGGGCGACUACUUUACUUGAACCUUACUCGCCCAGAUAUUUCAUAUGCAGUGCAACAUCUUAGUCAAUUCCUCCAGCAUCCGAGAAAAGCACAUUGGGAAGCCCUGCAAGCAUUGCUUCGGUAUCUCAAAAGGACUCCAGCAAAGGGUUUAUUUUUUCCAGCAAAUUCAGAGCUCUGCAUUCGUGCAUAUUGUGAUGCAGAUUGGGCCACAUGCCCAAUGUCUCGCAAGUCAUUGACAGGGUAUUGCAUUUUCCUUGGCCAGUCACUUAUCUCCUGGAAAUCAAAGAAGCAAUCUACAGUUAGUAAAUCGUCAACUAAGGAUGAGUAUAGAAGCAUGGCAAUGAUGGUUUGUGAGCUCUAA
Molecule: messenger RNA, 996 nt
Organism: Hevea brasiliensis (rubber tree)
Lineage: Eukaryota; Viridiplantae; Streptophyta; Magnoliopsida; Malpighiales; Euphorbiaceae
Exons: 2
Coding region: 1-996 (331 amino acids)
Source: RefSeq, a predicted model, not a curated record